AAAAGCGGUUUGUGAACCGCGUGUUUUUAAUAAGCACGUGUUAACCUUAGCAACACCGUGUUUAACUCGCUUAAUUAAUUGAUUUUUGAAGAAUUGAAAGUGAAUUUGUUAUAAAUAAUCGUUAUAAAAUGACUGAUGAAGAAUCAAGCGAGAUUAAAACGGAAAAAAUCCGGGAUAAUGUCUUGGAGUGGUUUAGAAAGAUCGGAAUUGAUAACGAAAAGGUUAUUGUUAAAAACGGUGCGAAAUUAAUAGGGCAUUUAUUGGAAAAUAACUCGGAAACCGGCAAGAAUGAAUUAAAAUACGCUUUAACUAGGUUAAUUCGUGGACUUGGGGCUUCAUCGAACUCGACUAAACAGGGUUAUUACACCGUUUUGGUCGGAUUAAUUAAUUGUUUUGAUGAAAUUAAAAUUUGCGAUGUUUUGGAGGUUGGCAAUAAAGAGCUGUCAACGAGCGCGGGGAAUUCAAAAAGUGAAAACGCGGAUAUUUCAGCGGGGCAAAUUUUGUUGUAUGGGGCCAUAAUCCGAACUGGGUUAUUCGAUAAAGGUAGUAAUGAGGAGAAAAAAGUUAUCCUUCAAAAUUUGGUUUCAGCCGGAAAGAAACGGAGUUAUCUUUUUCUUUUAGCCGCUACGUUUAUUAAUCAACUUUGUAAUAAUGUUGAUGAGGAUUAUUUUAGGUCAAAAAUCUUUCCGAUUUUGUCUCCUGAGUUAGCUAAAAAUUGGCUGGAGCAAUCAGUUGACACUUUAUAUUUAUUAUUCGUUUUAAACGAUCGUUUUCCCAAGGUGGUGAAUAAAAAGUUUAUUAAAUCAGUUUUGGGGACGGAGGAGAUAGUUUCGGUUAAAUACUUGAAGGAGUUAACCAACGUUUUAAUCAACAUGCCGAGAUUAGAGACGGCGAAUCACCCGGUUUAUGAUCUCUUAUCGAAAACACUUUCGCAAAGAAAAUUCGCCGUCGAUUUCGUGUUGGAGGCCGAUAAAUUGUUGUUUAAAUACAAUUACAAUCGCCAUAUGGUUUUUACGUUGAUCCUAACCUCAGUUAUAUCGAAUUUAGAUGAUUUAAGUUUAUUACCAAGGUUAAUUACGAAAAAUUAUAUCCAACAAACUCUUCAAUAUUUUAAAACCGUUAGGAGUAGCAAAAAACCCGAGCAAUUACAACAAAAAAUUUAUGAAUUACUCAAUAAAAUCGUGGAGGUUUUAAAUAGCGACAACAUAACCUCACAAAUUAAAAUCGACGUGAUCAAAAAGCUUUUAUUCGACCCCGGGACUUUUAUAUUCGAGAAAAUAACAAGAACAAAAACGAUCCAACAAAUAAUCAACAAUUUAAACCAAAAGGAAGUCGAUAUGGUGGCGAAUUUAUACAAAAAGAUUAUUUUAUCAUCACAUGAUGACUUGAAUUAUUCAAAAAGUCGUUUUUUAAACAACGAUAAAGUUUAUGCAUCACAACUUUUAGUGAAACUCUUAAAUCACGAUCGAAUCAAAGACGAUUUUGAUUGGAAACUGAAUCAAAUGUCGUUUUUGUUGGAGUUAUCCUUUGUAAGAACCGGAAAUAACCAAAUCGGAGUUGAAUUAAUGAACUCGAUCAAACAAAGCUUUUUUAAGUGUUUAACGCUAAAACAAAACUCUUUUGAGGGCGUUAAAAAUAUGUUGUGGAAAUUAGCGAGGAAAUUAAACGAACAUUUCAAAAAAAGUGAGGUUAAGAGCCAAGAUGACAUUGACAGGUGUUGGAAAAAAUCUUUUGAGAUGUUCGAAAUGGUCGAAAAGCAACUCAAAAAUAACAACAAAGACGACUCAUCGACCCGAUUAAACCACAUUUAUCAAACGAUGUUUUUAUUUUUGGGAUUCCAUUCGUUUCAAGAUUACAAAUUAACCGAGGAAAGUUUAAUCGAGUUGGAAAAUUGUUUUAACCGAAAAAAUAACCAACAAAAAGACGAGCUUCAUUUCACCGAGGUUUUAAUCGAUUUAUUUUUGUGUUUAUUAUCGUAUAACUCGUUAUUAUUCCGAAAUUUGAUUAAAAUGGUUUUCCCGUACUUCACCAAAUAUCUAACAGAUGGCGCUUUUUUGCAAGUUCUUUUCGUUUUAAAUCCUGAUAAUAAAAACAUUUUGAAACGAAAAAAUGAUGAUGAUUCCGAAAACGAUUCAGAAGAUGAAUCAAACGAUUUAAAUGAUGAUUUAGAAGAUUCAUCAGAAGAUGAUGACUCAUCAUCGGAAUCUGAAAAUGAAGAUUUGGAUAAAAACGAUAAAUUAAAAGAUGCUUUGCAAGUAGUCUUGGGGAAUUUCGGUGAUGAAGAAAUCGAUUUAGACGAAAUGAGCGAAUCGGAAGGUCAAAAACUCGAUGAGGCUUUAUCAGUAGCGUUCAAACAUAACCUACAAAAGAAAAAUAAUUCCAAACAAUCACAUAAAGAUAAAUUAAAGAUGAAUUUUCGUAUUCGCGCCUUAGAUUUGGUCGAUUUAUACUUGGAGAAUGAGCCUUCGUUGUUGAUUUGUCUUGAGAUAGUCCCCAUUUUGCUCCGAUUGGAAGAAUCAGCGAUUAAAGAUCCGUUUCAAACUCAAUUAUUGGAUAGGGUUAGAAAGGCGAUUAAAAAAUUGAUGAUUUUGAGGAAAUUCGAGAACAUUGAGGGGAUCGAUGAGGAGAAAUUAAAAGAAUUCUUUUUGAUGUUUUUGGAUAUCAUCGAAAAAGGGGGAAAAAACGUCUAUGUAAUUCACGCUUUGAGAGAAUCAAUCUCAAAUUGCUGCUUAUUCUUUGUAAGAUCGUCCCAAUUUUUGAUUAAUUCCCCGGGGGUUGAUGAAGAAAUGAAAAAAUUCGUUCUAAAAACGGUUACAGAGGUGCUCGGAAUCCUGAUUGAUUCCUAUUUUUUGAAUCGCGAAUCAAUCGUGAGUUGUGACUUAAUCAAAUCGAUUUUUCGCAUGUAUUUGCCUAAUUUAUACGAUUUAGUGGAGAAAGUACUCGGAUUUAUUUACUUGGAGGACUUAAAAAUCUACAAAAAAAUCCAAGCUGUUAAUUUAGUGAAAGAAUUCUUUAAGAAUCACCGAUUGUUAACCUCGAACAACCCAGGGGGAACCUUUAAAAAAUCUUUGAAUAACUUUAUUGUGACUACAGAAGAAAUUUUUGAAUUCUCUGUUAAUAAUAAUUCACCGUUACAAGAAAAAUUCGUAAGCAACUUAUUAGAUUUAUUAAUUAGUAUUAAAACGAGCUCAAUCACCACGAUUUCUUGUAAAAAAUUGACCGAUUUGGGCGACAAAUACAAAGAGAGGGUGAAACUAACCUCAAAAACGAAAAAUUUAAUUUUGAAGCUUCAAAGAGUUAAUCUAGAAGAAAAAAGUGAGGAUAUUGAUGAAAAUGAAGUAAACGUGGAGAUUGUUAAUGAUAGUGUUAAGAAAUCGAAGAAAAAUUUACUUAAGAGAGUUGAUGACAUCAAAAUUAGGUUAAGUAUGAAGAGGAAAUUGGAAGAUUUAGUUGGUGAGGAUAAUAAUAACAAAAGAUUAAAAUUAAUUAAUGGGGACGAUGAAAAGAUUAAUGGAGAUAAAGUUAAUGAUGAUUUUAAGAGAAAUAAAAGGAUGAGUUUGAAAAUUGAGACAAAAGAACUUCAUAAAUCGAAAGCUAAAAAGAGGCAAAGUAGUGCUUUUUAAAGUUAAGUUUUUUCUAAUUUUUAAGAUUAAAUGUAAAGAAUAAACUUUAAUUUUCAUAAAA
Molecule: messenger RNA, 3684 nt
Organism: Onthophagus taurus
Lineage: Eukaryota; Metazoa; Arthropoda; Insecta; Coleoptera; Scarabaeidae
Gene: Mybbp1A
Product: MYB binding protein 1a
Biological process (GO): regulation of DNA-templated transcription
Cellular component (GO): nucleolus
Molecular function (GO): RNA binding; transcription corepressor activity; transcription factor binding
Source: RefSeq, a predicted model, not a curated record